Ogataea parapolymorpha DL-1 is the source of this 1413-nucleotide messenger RNA. RefSeq names its product Subunit of cleavage factor I (CFI). Gene Ontology annotation, biological process: tRNA splicing, via endonucleolytic cleavage and ligation. Lineage: Eukaryota; Fungi; Ascomycota; Pichiomycetes; Pichiales; Pichiaceae. Gene Ontology annotation, cellular component: nucleus; mRNA cleavage factor complex. Gene Ontology annotation, molecular function: polynucleotide 5'-hydroxyl-kinase activity. Bases 1 to 1413 code for a protein of 470 amino acids. The record is from RefSeq and is a predicted model, not a curated record. The transcript has a single exon.
AUGGCUACCUUCGACCCCUCCAUUCUGCAGUCGAUUCUCAACAAAACCAAAACAGAGUCGUCCGAGAGCGUUAACCUUGUAGAAGUGCCACCGUUCCAGGAAUGGCGGUUUGAAGUUGCCGCCAAAGACAAGCUCAAACUGAAACUUGUCGACGGAACAGCAGAGAUCUUUGGAACCGAGCUGUCGCCCAACAUAGAGUACGCGUUCCAGGGCUCGAUAAAACUGUGUGUUUUCUCGUUUUCUGGCUGUAAAUUGCAGUUCUGGAACUGCCAGCCGUUGUCCGAGUACGUCAGUGAGGAGAGCUGUGUUGGACAGUAUCUAACAUUGCAUUUGGGUCUGGAAAAACAGAGAGUGGUGGAAGGCCCGCGCGUUCUCGUCAUUGGAGGAAAGGACUCGGGCAAAACGGCUCUUUGCCGCACGUUAGCGUCGUACGCAGAAAAACAGGACCAUCAACCGAUGCUGGUCAACCUGAAUCCCAGGGACUUUCAGUUUGUGAUUCCUGGUAAUUUGAGCGCCACCGCGAUUUCCGAUCUCCUGAACGUCGAGAACGUCGCCUUGGGCGAAAGCGUCGCCACAGGUCCCUCUUUCUACCACCAGAAACAGCCAUUGGCCAAGACUUUCGGACUGGAAAAGUUUUCAGAUAACGUUAAACUAUACAGGUAUUUAAUCCAGCAAUUGGGGAAGUCGGUGCGCAGACGCCUCGAUAACGACCUCAAGGUGAAAAAAUCAGGUGUGAUAGUCGACACGCCUGCAUUCACAAUCAAAGAGUACGACAUCAUCGAGGAAAUUGUUGCAUCCUUUAAUAUUAAUGUGCUUUUAAUAGUUGGAAGCGAGAGACUGCUGGUCGACUUGAAGAAAAAAAUGCAAAACCCAGCAAUCACGCUGUUGAAACUCAACAAGUCCAGCGGAUGCGUUGACAAGGACGACAAAUAUGAGCGAGAACUGCAGCAACGGUCGAUCAAAGAAUAUUUUUACGGCAUCGACAGGCUCCAGCUGAGUCCGUACAGCAUCACCGUCAACUUGAAAGAUUUCAUCUUUGUGCGCCCUAAGGAGACGGAACACGUGAACCUCUCGUUUUUGAGCGGGGAUCUUGCUGAUGAUGAUGAGGUGCCUCGCGAAACUGUCAAUUUCAAGCAGCUGGCCGAACGAGUCAAGAACCCUGGCUCAGAUACCUUGAGUAACUCCAUUCUGUCUUUAGUGGAUGAUUCCCAUAUCGACACCUUGAAAUACCUGAAUUCAGACGACGAUGACGAAAACCUGAUCAAGCCAUUCCUGGAUAGCAGCUCCUUGGGAUUCUGCUACGUUCAAAAUUGUAACGAUGAAAAAGGGAAGCUAACAUUAUUAGUGCCAUCUCCUGUCCAGCAAUUGCCAACUAGAACGCUCUUGUUGACACAGUUCAGAUACCAUGAAUAG